Molecule: messenger RNA, 4197 nt
Organism: Nerophis lumbriciformis (worm pipefish)
Lineage: Eukaryota; Metazoa; Chordata; Actinopteri; Syngnathiformes; Syngnathidae
Product: GTPase IMAP family member 8-like
Molecular function (GO): GTP binding
Source: RefSeq, a predicted model, not a curated record
CUUGAAGGCACAAAUACCAUCGUAUCAAUCUCCAUUAAAAUAUGGAACCAGCUACGAAAACACGUGGGUUCUCAGGGCCCAUCUAUAUUGACCCCGCUACUUAAAAACCAAUUAUUUAAACCUUCCCGUACUGACCCCGCAUUUAUGACUUGGCACGAUCAUGGUAUCACCACUGUGAAAGACCUCUAUGCAGACGGAGUGUUCUCAUCCUUCACUGAACUCUCUUCCAAAUACGAUCUGCCGAACUCCCACUUUUUUCGUUUCUUUCAGGCGCGGGACUUCGUAAAGAAGCAGUUUCCACACUUUCCAAAUCGUCCUCCGGAAACUCUUAUAGAUACAUUGUUAUCUUUGAGCCCUAAUCAUAAAAAAUGUAUCUCCGUGUUAUAUACCUCCUUAAGCUCAGUUGCUCCAAACUCUAUAUCAGUGAUAAGAGCCUCGUGGGAGAGCGAUCUUAAUACCAACAUAUCCGAUCAACACUGGAACUCGGCCCUGAAACUGGUUCACUCCUCCUCAAUAUGUGCCCGUCAUAGUCUCAUCCAAUGCAAAGUAAUCCAUAAAAUUCACUACACUAAUUCAAAACUAUCCAAAAUCUACCCCACUGUUAGCAAUACCUGCAAUAGAUGCAAACAAUCUCCGGCUGAUCACGUCCAUAUGUUCUGGUCCUGCUCUAAACUAUGUUCCUUUUGGGAGGACAUUUUUGACACAAUUGGAAAAGCAUACGGUCAAAACUUUCCUCCCAACCCAUUAUCAGCCAUUUUUGGCGUAUGCCCCGAUAACAUGUGCCCGGUACCACUAAAACGCGCUGUUGCUUUUACGACCUUGCUAGCCAGGCGAUUGAUCUUGUUUAAUUGGAAGCUGGCUCGCCCCCCCAUCACAGCCGUUGGAUUAGAGAGGUUCUCUACAAUCUAAAACUGGAAAAACUUAGGUUUUCGCUAAAGGGCUCGGUUCAAGCAUUUGAAAGCUCAUGGAGCCCUUUUUUGCUGUAUGUCAACUCUCUUGACCUAUGCCCAGAUGCAGAUGAGGAAUAAUCUCCCUUUUAUUUAUUAGUAUUAUUUUAUUCUAUUUUUUAUUUUAUUAUAUAUUAUUAUUAUUAUUAUUAAUUUUUAUUUUAUUUUAUUAUUAUAUAUAUAUAUAUUUUUUAUUUUAUAUAUAUAUAUCUGUUUGUCUCUGGCCGCGUAUGUGUGUGUGUGUGUGUGUGAGAGAAUGUGUCUGUCUUUGUCGUCUUACUUGUUACACAAUUGCGCCAUUUGUCCCUCGUUAGUGGGACCUGAGUGGGGUGGGAGGGUGGGUGGGUGGUUUGGGUUUUAAGGGAAAGGGUGUGAAUCAUUUACUGCCUUUAAAAUUGUACUGUUUUGACUUGUACUUUUUUCUGUCUGUUUGAAAAUGCCAAUAAAAAAAGUUGGAAAAAAAAAUAAAAAAAAUUAUAAACCGGUCAGACAGCUUUGCGUCCAACUGACAACAUGACCACACCUCAAGAGCAGACGUGUUCUUUCACUUGACAGUGAUUUUAUCGAAGCAAGACAACAAAAGGAAUGGCAGACGAGGUGCACAUACCGGAGAGAAGAAUGGUCCUGAUUGGUGAUAGAUGGAGUGGUAAAAGCUCCUCUGGCAACACCAUACUCAAGACAGAAAGUUUCGAAUGUGGCCGGACGAGAACCGCACAGUUUGAAAUGAGACAUGAAAAAGUAGAGGGCCGAAAUCUGGUGGUGGUUGAUGCUCCGGGAUGGAAGCCCUCACGGUCCCUCAGAGAGAUCCCAGAGGGGGAAAAACAACGAUUCAAACUUAAUGUCUGUAAAUGCCUGCCUGGGCCUCACGCUUUCCUCCUUGUCAUUCCUAUUGAUUCUGCCUUCUCCAUCGACCAGAGAAAAACUGUGGAGGAACACAUGAAGCUCCUGGGGGAACGGGCAUGGAGAUACUGCAUGGUGUUGUUCACUUGUGGUGACGUCCUGGAAAAGAAUACCAUUGAACAGCACAUCGAGAGUGAGGGCCCAUCGCUCAAGUGGUUGAUAGAAAAGUGCAAUGACAGGUAUCACGUGUUAAACAACAAGGACAAGAGCAACUCAUCUCAGGUCACACAGCUGAUAAAGAAGAUUGAUGAGAUGGUGGAAGACCACAACGACGGCUUCUACGAGCUAGACGAGUGUACACUUCUCACCAUUGAGAAAAAACAGGAAGAAGUGGUUAAGAAGGCCGUAGAGAGAAGGAGGCGGGCAGAAGAGCACAGAAAGCAAAUGGAAGUGGUCACUGCGGAAAUAAGCCUCCGGAAACUUCAGAUCGUUCUCCUGGGGAGUCGGUUCGUCGGGAAAACCUCCGUAGGAAACACCAUCUUGGGAAUCAAAGAACAUGAAAGGGGAAGGACAACUCAAUCGCUGGUCCAACAAGGCUCUGUAGGUUGGACGAAGAUAACAAUUGUGGACACGCCAGGCUGGUGGAAAAGCUUCGCUGCCUGCGACACUCCAGAAGUGAUCAAAGAUGAGGUGAAGCAGAGCAUCUUCAUGUGUCCACCAGGUCCCCAUGUAUUCCUCCUCGUGAUAGAUGCAGAAUCAUCCUUCAACGGCAAGCACCUGGAUGCAGCCACCAGUCAUGUUGAGCUGCUGGGGGAGGGCGUGUGGAACCACACCAUGGUAGUUUUCACCAGGGGUGAUUGGCUGGGAGAGCGCACCAUAGAGGAAUACAUUGAGGGAGAGGGGAAAGCCCUACAGUCUCUAGUGGAUCGAUGCGGUAACAGAUAUCAUGUUCUGGACAACAACAAUGAAGAUGAUGGCACUCAGGUCAACCAGCUGCUGGAAAACAUCACUGUGACAAUAGCAGGGAACCAAGGCCGACAAUUUAUACCCGAUAACCAGAUGCUGAUGGCCCUGACGAAGAAAACAAGACAAGUAGAAGAGGCUGCCAAGCUGAGGCAAAGCCAAGUGAAGGCUACACGAGCAGUCGGGAAAGGUUCUACCUACAAGUUAAAAGAGCUUAGAAUUAUGAUACUUGGCCAAAAGCUGGCUGGAAAGACAUCCGUAGCAAAUUACCUCCUGGGAAGCACUGUGUUCCCCACACAUCCGAACGAAGAGUGCAAUGUGCAGACAGUGCAGGUUGCUGACAGAGAAGUCACAGUGGUCGACACAAUGGGAUGGCAUUGCGAGUCCUUCCGCUGCUGCGAGAAGCAGGACCAAGAACUAGUCAGAGGUCUAACGUUGAGCCCAAAGGGUGUCCAUGCAGUUCUGAUAGUGAUCCCAUUGGACCUGAAAUUCAAGGAGGCUGAGCAGGAUGCCCUUGAGGAUCACGUGAAGCUCUUUGGUGACAUUGUCUGGAACCACACCAUUGUUUUGUUCACAAACCCGGACAUCCUGGCAGAUAUAUCUCUGGAGGAGUACAUUGAGAGAGAGCACCGUGCGCUACAGUGGCUGUUGGACAAGUGUGGAAACAAAUAUCACACUUUGAAUACAACAAAGAAAGCAGGUUUGAGCCAGGUCACCCAGCUGUUUGAGAAGAUAGACGAGAUGUCAGCAAAGAACAGGGGCCACAUUUUCCACCCUGACAAGAAGGAAAUCAAUCGAAGGAUUGAAGAAAAGUUCCAAAAGAAAAAACUCAUAAAUAGUCUUGAAGACUCAAUGAAGGAGGUGUGCAGAAGUCGUGAGUUGCAGCUCUUGGAAAAAUACAAGAAGAGGCUUCAUGAUCUGCACAAGGACAUAUCAGACAUUCCUUCCUUUCCAAAGCAACUGAGCAUCAGCAAAAAGGACAAAGACAAGAAGAAGAAUGUGCUGUCAAGCAUUGCUGAAGAGAUGGAAGAGCUGGAUAUCACCAUUAAGCGAUUAAGAAACAGCAGCAUGUCCUUCCUGCAGCCUACGAUGAGCACUAGCGCACCAAACUCUGACAAUGUUCUGGAAUGGCUGGAAUGGAAAGUCAAUCAGAUGACCAUCAAUCACUCAAGGACAUCAGACUACGGAUCUUCGUCUACGCUAAAUGACAGUUUCUAAAGUUUAUCUACAGAAUGGGGUCAUUUUGCUGUUUUUCAGCGCAAUGUACAAUUCCACAAAACUGCUUACUCAGUGUUUUCCAUUUGCUGUAUCCCAAAAUGUAAACUUUGGCUCUUUUAAAUUAAUCAAAAUCAUAAUAUUUUGAAUUGUAUGUAUAUGUAUGUAUAUACAUAUAUGUAUAUAUGUAUACAUAUUCAAAAUAUUAUAAUUGAUAUGUUUGUAUGUGUGU